Molecule: messenger RNA, 954 nt
Organism: Capronia epimyces CBS 606.96
Lineage: Eukaryota; Fungi; Ascomycota; Eurotiomycetes; Chaetothyriales; Herpotrichiellaceae
Exons: 2
Coding region: 1-954 (317 amino acids)
Molecular function (GO): pyridoxal phosphate binding; catalytic activity; molybdenum ion binding
Source: RefSeq, a predicted model, not a curated record
AUGACAUACACAAUCUCUGAGAUCACCGACUUGCGAAUCUAUCCCAUCAAGUCAUGUCGUGGAAUUUCCGUGGAAUCAGCAAGACUCACACGGGAAGGGCUGGAGCUUGAUAGACGAUGGAUGUUCAUCGACAAUGACCAUAAAUUCGUCACAAUUCGCUCCAAACCACAAAUGACCUUGAUCAACACCUCAAUCGACCAUGAGUCUGGUAGUCUCGUCAUCAGGAUUGGUAAUGAUCAUGGAAAGCAAGUCAAUGUACCCAUCCAUCCAGACCAGGAAUGGCUCGACGCGAACGCCACACUGGUAUCGGUAGACAUAUGGGACAACAUUACCGAUGCGUAUGCUUACACAGACCCGAAAAUCAAGUCAUUGUUCUCCGAAUUCUUCGGGGAAUCGGUCGCAUUGGUGGUCAAAGGUCCAGAGCCGAGGAUUUGUCGCGGUAAUGGUGAUGCGACACUUCUAGGUCGCGUGGAGAAAGUCAACUUUCCCGAUGUACUCCCUGUUCUUAUAGCUUCCGAAUCAUCACUUGAGGAACUGAACGCGAGACUGAGGGAGCUGAGCGAGUGCGCGAUCACAGUUGAGCGUUUCCGGCCAAACAUCAUAAUCAAGGGCGGUGAGCCGUGGUCCGAAGAUUUCUGGAAAACAGUACGCAUCAAUGGCGAUUCCUCGCUUUUCACCACGAUCACAGGAGGAAAUCGCAAUGCUCUCGACCUCGAUGUAGUCGCCAGGUGUGCGCGGUGCACGGUACCGAAUGUGAAUCCGGAUACGGCAGAGAAAAAUCCGCAUCAGCCGUGGGAUCUCUUAGUGAGCUAUCGAAGAAUUGAUGAGGGCAUCAAAUUCAAGCCCUGUUUCGGCAUGCUGUGUUGUCCUCGGAACGAAGGCGAUGUUAAGGUCGGGAUGCGGUUCGAGGUCAUGGAGAUCACCCAUGCUCACAGGUAUCUCAAAGGGUUCUAA